UUUAUCCGCUAUGCAUUAAUGAUUAAUCAUCAGUAUGAGUCACGUAAAAAGGUCAUGGUAAAUUUAAUUAUAUCCGGAGAACAGAUACACAAUAUAUAAAGGCAAGCUGUUUUAAUAAAAUGGUAGAUUUCGUAGGACGAAAUUCAGGGGAACCCCUUGAUAGUUUUAUAGACAGGGUUGUAAAUCCUGGUUCAACCUAUGUUAAACGGACAAAGUCGGUUAUACAUACAGUGGCAGAACUGAUGAAAUCUAAUAGUGUGGAUCAUAGAAUAGGCUCUACUGUGAAGGGUGGAUCACUUGGAAAAGGAACAGCUGUCAAAUAUCGUGCGGAUGCAGACUUAUUAUUUGUUUACACAGAUAUAACAUCUGUUGAAAUGCUCAAGUCCAAAUUACCAGAUCUACUGAAGGAACUACACUCUGUACUGGCUCUUUCUAAACACAAGGUGACCACUGUAAAACCCACACCGUACACGAUACAGUUUACAAUUAAAGUAAAGGGUCGUCUUAACGAGGUCGAUCUUCUUCCUAUUAUUCAGUUAGAUACUGGAGAUCGUUCAAUAGAAACGAUGAAACCAAUUUACGACCAAAUGGAGGCAAAUGAGGACCUGAGAGAAUUUUACUUCAAAUGUUUAGCUCAAUUGCAAGUGGACUUUGUCAAAACAAAGGAUGAACAAAUUAAGAGAUCAAUACGGCUUUUGAAGUACUGGAUAAAAACUCAGAAGCAUGUGCUGAAGUCAUAUGCGGCCGAGUUAUUGGUAAUAAAGGCAUAUGAAGAAAUGAGUAAACCGACAACUGGUAAAAUACAGACACUCAACUUGAUGAAAGCUGUCUUUACGAAACUUUCAGACCUUAAAAACUUAAAAGUAUCCUGGGACACAUAUUAUACACCAUCAAGUUAUUAUCAACCGCUACCGGACCCACCUUACAUACUUGAUCCAGCUUUUCCAUAUCAUAAUCUGACCAAACAAACAUCAAAAGGCAUUGAUGGCAAAUACGUCCAUCUUGAAAGAGAUGCUAAAAAAUUCUUAGCAAAUUUGAAAUAAAACUUUAUUAUGCUAAAUGCUAAAAUGAGUCUACUGUGGAUAUUCUUUGGGUGACCAGACGCAAAAUGUGCAAUAUGGCAAUACAUUGACGUUGCUUUUUCCAGAAAAAAUACAAAAUUUCAAAACAACCAAAUAUGGAUUGAAUCAGGGUUUUAUAUAAACAUGUAUUGAAUCUAAAGAUUUUGUUCACAUGUUUGACAUGGACAAAGGUAGGGAUAUUGAAACAUUAAGUUAUUUGAAAUAGGUGAUCACUAUACAGCUUAUAGCCACAUGUGGAGCAGGAUCUACUUACCCUUCCGGAGCACCUGAGAUCACCAGUUUUUGGUGGGGUUCAUGUUGCUUAUUCUUUAGUUUUCUAUGUUGUGUCAUGUGUACCUUCGUUUGUCUGUUUGUCUUUUUCAUUUUUAGCCAUGUUUUUGUCAUUUUAUUUUCGAUUUAAGAGUUUGACUGUUCCUUUGGUAUCUUCCGUCCCCCUUUUACUUUGAGGUUUUGACCAUUUCCCUUUCUACCAUCAUUGCACAGUCCUUAAGCGCAAGGAAAUCAGCAGUUACAGAAAAAGCAAAUGAAAUCACAAUUCAUAUUGACACUUUAUUCAUAAAUAACGAUGAAUCCUGAAAAUAACAUUCGUGUUAGUUGUAUUUCAUAUUUAGUGAAUGUAUGAAUUUUAUCACAUAUUCCAGUUAUAAUCGAUUAUUUUUUGGCUGUUUGAACGUAUCGACAAACAUUAAAAUAAUACAAACCAUAGUUUUUAAAGGUACAUUCCUUAAGUAUUAAAUGUUUCUAUGACUUAUAAAAUACAAUAAAUAGAACGUAGAGACAUA
Mytilus trossulus (common blue mussel) is the source of this 1864-nucleotide messenger RNA. Its product is annotated as 2'-5'-oligoadenylate synthase 1-like. The coding region runs from base 120 to 1043 and encodes 307 amino acids. Gene Ontology annotation, biological process: regulation of ribonuclease activity. Gene Ontology annotation, molecular function: double-stranded RNA binding; 2'-5'-oligoadenylate synthetase activity. The record is from RefSeq and is a predicted model, not a curated record. Gene Ontology annotation, cellular component: cytosol; nucleoplasm; membrane. The transcript is spliced from 6 exons. Lineage: Eukaryota; Metazoa; Mollusca; Bivalvia; Mytilida; Mytilidae.